GCAUCGGGCCCCCAAGCGGAGGGGCGACAGGCAUCGGGCCCCCAGGCGGGGCGACAGGCAUCGGGCCCCCAGGCAGGGCGACAGGCAUCGGGCCCCCAGGCAGAGCGGCGGGCGCCGGACCCCCAGGCGGGAGCGACAGGUCUCGGGCCCCCAAGCGGAGCGGCGGGCGCGGGACCCCCAGGCGGAGCAACAGGUCUCGGGCCCCCAGGCGGAGCGGCGGGCGCCGGACCCCCAGGCGGAGCGACAGGUCUCAGGCCCCCAGGCGGAGCGGCGGGCAUCGGGCCCCCAGGCGGGGCGACAGGCAUCGGGCCCCCAGGCGGGGCGGCGGGGCAUCGGGCCCCCAGGCGGAGCGGCGGGCGCCGGGCCCCCAGGCGGAGCGGCGGCGGGCGCCGGACCCCCAGGCGGAGCGACAGGUCUCGGGCCCCCAGGCGGAGCGGCGGGUCUCAGGCCCCAGGCGGAGCGACAGGUCUCAGGCCCCCAGGCGGAGCGGCGGGCGCCGGACCC
Molecule: messenger RNA, 504 nt
Organism: Staurois parvus
Lineage: Eukaryota; Metazoa; Chordata; Amphibia; Anura; Ranidae
Source: the annotation of a GenBank genome assembly